Molecule: messenger RNA, 2301 nt
Organism: Physella acuta
Lineage: Eukaryota; Metazoa; Mollusca; Gastropoda; Physidae
Product: eukaryotic elongation factor 2 kinase
Biological process (GO): protein phosphorylation
Cellular component (GO): cytoplasm
Molecular function (GO): ATP binding; protein serine/threonine kinase activity
Source: RefSeq, a predicted model, not a curated record
AGCAGACCUGAAGUGUGAACACGUGUUGAGGAACAGCAGACGACAAUGGGGCAGGCGAUGUCUUCUGAGACCCUGAGUAUAUCUGGCGGGGACGGCUACAAGUAUUGGGUUGGCCUGACGAUGAAGCCGUUUGCAAGGGGCUGUAAAAAAACAAUGUACAAAGGCGUGUUACUGGGUCAAGGUCCGCGUCAGUGGGAGAAGGUCGUGGCCAAGGCCUUUACCGACAUCCCCGGCACCAAGGAAUUCUGGGUACACGAGCUCAACAAGUCCAACGUCACCAAGCAACUGGCGGCCAAGUUUGUUGAAGAUUUCCCAUCCCUGUGCAGUAUCCGAGUUGUCCUUCCUGGCAUCGUCCAAAUGGAUAAAGUCUCCAACGUCAACAAAUGGCUGGCAGGAAGAAAGGGAAAACGUAGCUUAGACCAAGACGAGUGGAUUUCUAUUGAGGAGCUCAUCCCAGGUGAUUUGGUCCGGUUCUGUCCAUGGUCGCUAGAAAACCACACAGAGGAGCACGCCGAAUCCGAACAUCUGCAGGCCUUCUCCCACUACACCUACAAGUUCACCAACGGCACCCUCGUGGCCUGCGACUUCCAGGGCGUGUGUGAGAGAACCGGCUCCGCCACCAGAUACAUCUUCACCGACUCCACCAUCCACUCCAGCUGCAAAACCUACGGCCUGUUCGAUAAAGGUUUAUUCGGCAUCACCGAGUUUUUCAAACUCCACAAAUGUUCCAGGAUAUGCCGAGACUGGCCAAAGCCGACGCCUCUAACCCCGCCCCCGACGUUUGAUGAAGCGUGUCGAAUUCAGCUGACACCGUCCACCGAGUUUGAGAACAUUGUCUUCCCGGCUAGUUACCUCGCCCAGACCAACAACGCCGUGUCUAGGACCGACAGUGGCAGGAGGAGACACGCCAGUGAUCACGUGACCAGAAUGUACGCAAUUAGAACUGACGAGCCUAUCCAAUCAUAUCGAGGGAAUGUCCGUCGUCGACGUUCAAACAGUUUUUGUGAAAAUGCCCCAAAUUUGACAACAGUAGCGUCGGUUCUACCCCCCGCUGUAGCUACCACCGCGGAUACAGACCCGCCAUCUUAUGACGCCGUCAUAGCUAUGCAAAACUCGCGUGACGUAGACAGGGCGGGAAGGGCGAGAAAUGACACGAGAUCUCACGCCAUCUUGUCUUCCUCUUCGAGCUGUCCUAUUCUAGACACGGACCAAUACCGAAUCGAAAAUGAAGCGGUGUUGAACACGAUAAGUCGUAGUCAAACCAGCGAGGGCCCGAGCCUGCGCAGACAAGACGCAACAGAGGACAUCCGGGACAGAAGCUGGAGCGACAACGUCACCAACUCCAAUCUCCUACACCGGCGGUUGAUGAACCCGACAAGAAACGCCACCCAUGCACCAGAGUAUAGCAGUUUAGUUGGCGAGUUGCGUCCCUUGCGUAUCCCUACUGCUCCCAGCAUAGAAGACGAUAGACUCAGUGCGACUUGAAAUCACUAUUAUUUUGUUCCAUUUUGAACAAUAACUAAGCAAAUAAAUAACAAUGCUACGACCACAGAAAGAAAGCUGUGCCGAUAGACAGUAUUUUCAAUAUAUUUUAAAACACGGCCGAAAAAAGGACUAGAUUAUACUACAAGAAAUAAAAUGGAAAAUGUUGAAAAUGAAUAUUGUCAAAUAUUAGUAGAUCUAAUAAUGAAAGCCUGUAUAUAAGCAAUACGUUUACUAUUGAAAACGAUUUUUUAUGACUAAUUACGGUUCCUUGCUCACGGAGUAUCCUGUACAGUAUUUCAUGUUCAAUCUCUUUGUUUUGUUUUUAACGUCAGCAAGACAAAACUCAUUCUAAAACAUUCCAGAUCUAGUUAGACACUCUGCCAAACCUGAGCACAUUAAUAAACCUGCUCUAGUUCUACUGUCUAGUCUACAGUGUUUAGAAGUUAGUCCAACUCUAAACCUGGACUGAGGUGUGACGUUAGUCCACCCACAUCACUAUGUUAAGUUUUAAUCAACCUAAUCUGAGGGCAUGUUGUUUAUCUUUCUUGUGUUGAUUGCAUGCAAAUACCAAAUUUAAUUUUACUGCAGUAUUUUAAUUGUUGGCCAAAGUCUUUUGAAAAAUUUUACUGUGUACUGUUGUAAUUGUUAGCUGUAUUCUUGUAAAAUUUUACUGUAUGGACCAUUGUACUUUUACAAGAAACAGCCAUUAAAUACAUGAGAAACAGCCAUUUAAUACAUGAGAUUACAGAAUUCUGGUCAGUUUUUACAAUCAAAGGACACAAUUUUUAAACACUAUUGAUGUGACUUAUACUAAGA